CAGACGAUUAUUUAUGCGCAUGACAUUUUAUUUCUUUAUCAAAAUGGCAUUAAACGUACAAGUAAAAGUACAUCCCGUUGUAUUAUUUCAAAUUGUCGACGCUUAUGAAAGGAGAAAUGCCGAUUCUCAUCGAGUUAUCGGCACAUUACUCGGUACUUCCGAUAAAGGAGUAAUAGAAGUAACAAACUGUUUCUGUGUCCCUCAUAAAGAAUACGCUGAUCAAGUAGAGGCCGAAUUAUCCUACGCUAUGGACGUUUACGACUUGAAUCGAAGAGUAAAUUCCACUGAAACAAUCGUCGGAUGGUGGGCUACUGGUCACGAAGUUACAAAUCAUAGUGCUGUUAUCCACGAAUAUUAUUCCCGUGAGUGUAACAAUCCUGUUCAUAUAACAAUCGAUACUAGCCUACAGAACGGUCGUAUGGGAUUAAAAGCUUACGUUUGUGUUCCCCUUGGAGUCCCAAAUGGAAAACAAGGUUGUAUGUUUACAUCAAUACCAAUCGACGUGGUAUGUUACGAUCCCGAGGUUUUCGGACUACAACUUUGUCAAAAAACGAUGUUGGCAGGAUCUACAAGGCCGAGGAACGUUAAUCCCAUGCUGGAUAUUAAUCAAGUAUCAGAAGCUGGUAGUAAAAUGAGCGUGAUGUUGGAUCAAGUACUCCAAUACGUCGAGGAUGUUUUAGCCAAUAAGACAGUUCCUAACAACGCUGUUGGUAGAUCUCUAUUGGAUCUGGUCAAUUCUGUACCUCAUAUGAGCAAUGAACAGUUUUCCGAAAUGUUUAAUAGUAACGUUAAGGAUCUUUUAAUGGUUAUCACUUUAUCUCAACUUAUUAAGACCCAAUUACAGCUGAAUGAAAAAUUAACUUUAUUAACAAACAUAUAAAUAAAGGUUUUUCAUGAUUUGUA
This is a messenger RNA of Diorhabda carinulata, 903 nucleotides long. RefSeq names its product eukaryotic translation initiation factor 3 subunit F-1 (gene eIF3f1). Gene Ontology annotation, biological process: translational initiation. The record is from RefSeq and is a predicted model, not a curated record. NCBI's taxonomy places the organism in Eukaryota, Metazoa, Arthropoda, Insecta, Coleoptera, Chrysomelidae. Gene Ontology annotation, cellular component: eukaryotic translation initiation factor 3 complex, eIF3m. Bases 14 to 880 code for a protein of 288 amino acids. The transcript is spliced from 2 exons. Gene Ontology annotation, molecular function: translation initiation factor binding; translation initiation factor activity; metallopeptidase activity.